Molecule: messenger RNA, 1205 nt
Organism: Engraulis encrasicolus (European anchovy)
Lineage: Eukaryota; Metazoa; Chordata; Actinopteri; Clupeiformes; Engraulidae
Gene: c11h9orf78
Product: chromosome 11 C9orf78 homolog
Exons: 9
Coding region: 133-1008 (291 amino acids)
Biological process (GO): mRNA splicing, via spliceosome
Cellular component (GO): spliceosomal complex
Source: RefSeq, a predicted model, not a curated record
UUGAGGUCCGUCAGGAACAAGUGUCCCCCUUCAUUUUUGAGGUGCGACGUCGUGCCAUCGACUUGGAUAUUUAAAAACACGCGUAACCUCGUGUAAUUUAAGUUUGAUACACGGAUUACGUUGCAGUAAACGAUGCCAUCGGGUAAACAUUUUAGAAGACGAAGAAAUGACUCUUCAGAGGAAGAGGAAGACGAAGAGACAACCAGCGACGUGAGAUCAAAACUGGAUGAAGUUAAGGAAAUACAGAGUCUUCGGAAAAGACAAAGUGGUGUCAGCCUUACUACUCUUAACGUCGGAGAAAAACUUCCUUUGGAAGCUGACAUAGAGGAUGACCCAUUCAAACUGAAGACUGGUGGUAUUGUCAACAUGAAGAAAGUCAAAGAUCGAAAUAGAGAUAUGGAUGAAGAUGAUAAUGAGCUGAACCUUGGGACUUCCUUCUCUGCAGAGACAAACAGAAGAGAUGAAGAUGCCGACAUGAUGAAAUACAUUGAGACAGAGUUGAAGAAAAAGAAAGGAGUGGUGGAGGAAGACGAGCAGAAGGUGAAAGAGAAGAACCCCGAAGAUCUUCUGUACGAGCUGCCUGAGAACAUCCGCGUCAACUCUGCUAAGAAGACAGAGGAGAUGUUGUCCAACCAGAUGCUAAGUGGCAUCCCAGAGGUGGACCUCGGCAUAGAUGCUAAGAUCAAGAACAUCAUCCUUACAGAGGAUGCUAAAGCCAAGCUCAUUGAGCAGCAGAAGAAUAGGAAGAAAGACAACGGGACCUCCUUUGUUCCUACAAAUAUCGCUGUAAAUUACGUCCAGCACAACCGAUUCUAUCAUGAGGAUCACAACGCUCCCCAGAGACGUCACAGACGAGAGGAGCAGGAGAAAGCCAGACCACUGCGAGUAGGAGACACAGAGAAACCAGGACCAGAGAUACAAGAACCUCAGCGAAAGAGACCAAAUCACGAGAAGGCAACAGAUGACUACCAUUAUGAGAAAUUCAAGAAGAUGAAUCGCCGAUAUUAAUGAACCUGGAAAAAAUCAUGCUGCCCCAUACCAUUUACUUUUGCCCUUUGUUUCUUAUUGUAAAUAGUCUUACUAUGUUGAACACUUCCCCAUAGUCCACAUGUUGCUGUUAAGUAUUAUUGUGCUAUUAUUUUCAGAUGUGCAUUUAUUAGAUGUUAUUUCUCCUGCUUUUAAAUAAAUCAUCAGAAAGGAUGUUA